Molecule: messenger RNA, 2013 nt
Organism: Paramecium tetraurelia
Lineage: Eukaryota; Ciliophora; Oligohymenophorea; Peniculida; Parameciidae
Exons: 2
Molecular function (GO): protein binding
Source: RefSeq, a predicted model, not a curated record
AUGAGUUAUUAAGAUUCGCCUUCUCCACUUUAACCUAUCUUGAAUUUUGAUGACGAAGAUGAAGCCAUGGAUCAUUUAGUAAAGGAAUACUAGAAUCAAGGAAUCAGUGAUCUUUCUAUGACUAAAUAUAAAUACUUAGUGUAAAGAGGAUUAUAAGUGAUCCAUCCACCAUUGCCGCUUUAGAAUAACAAAAGUAGACUGAGUAAAUUUGUGAGUUCGUAAGAAUUACUCUAAGUGGAUAAGACAUUGGUGGAUAAAUUAGAGAAGGAACAAAAAUGGCAACCUUAUAGAGCCAGGCUCUUUAAAAACAAUUCUCAACAUAGUUUAAGGAAUCUGAAUGAUAAAAGUUCUAGCAAAAUAUAUACAGGCUAUGGUCCUUUGGAUGAAAUUGCAUUCCAAUUGGGACACAAUAAAGCGUAAAUAAAACAUUAGAAUGAGUAACUGUCCUAACAAAUUGAGAAAUAUAUGAUAAGUAAGAGUCAAUCAGUAGGAAAAUUACCAAAAAUUAAGUGUUAUCCAUCUAGAUUAAAUGAUGAUGGUUAGAUAUAAAAUAAGCAUUAGCCAAAAGUGAUAGAAGUCAUUUAAGAUGCCUAGAUACCCAACUACUAUUUGAAUUGGGUUGAGAAAUUCUAUGGGAAAUGGAGACCUGCUAUGAGGGAAGGAGCCACAUUGAGUGUAAUUUAAAAUAAGUUCUAUUUGUAUGGAGGGAUAAGUGCAACUCCAUUCAAUGAUAUGAAUGUUUGGAAUGGGAAUGAAUGGUCUUAAAUUGACAUAAUAGAUAAGCCUCCUUUUGGAAGGACUAACCACGUAGCUGGAGUUUUUAGGAGGUCUAUAUUUUAUUUUGGUGGAGAAAAACCAUACGAUAAUGCAUAGAAAAUUAGGGAAAGCUUGAAUGACUUCAGAGUAUUCAAUACUGAAACUAACGAGUUCAAAAUUGUUAGAACCAGUGGAGAAGGAGUCGAAGUAAGAAGAGGUUAGGCUAGUGCAUUUGUGGGGAGGCAUUUGUUGAUUAUGGGAGGCAUAAAUACUAAAGGGAAGUAUUUAUCUGAUGCUUUUCAUUUUGAUGUCACAACAGCCAAAUAAGCUCCUGCUAAUAUUGAUACAUGCAAUUAUUUUUAGAAUGGAAUAGCUUUCCAUACUAUAGUGUCUGUAUAUAAUACCAACCGAUUAAUUCAACUUUAUAAAUCUAAUUUAGAUGCUGAAGAUUUGAAGGAAAUGAAGUAGAAGGUUGAAGGAGUUUAUUUGUUUGGUGGUGAAAACAAAUAAGGUUAAUUGUAUUCUGGUUUAUAUUUGUUAAAUACAUACCAAAGACCCAUGUAUUGGACUGAGGUCAAAGCCAAAGGAGUUCCUCCUAGUGCUAGAUAUAAGCAUACUUGUAAUUAUUUUGAUAAGUAAUAAUUGAUUGUCAUUUUUGGGGGUAUCAACAUUGAUUCGAUAUUCUUAAAUGAUUGCCACAUUUUCAAAGUAGAUUCUUAGACUUGGUGUACUAUUUAAAUGGAAUAUCGAGAUGGUCGAGCAGGUCAUUGUGCUGCAUAAGAUGAAAAUAGAUUGUUGAUCUUUGGAGGCUAUAAUGAAAAUGGUUUUGUUAAAGCUGACAUAGUGUGGUUAGAACUGGAUUAGAGUGUUCAAAUAAAGACACAAAGAGAGAAAUUGUCAAAUAUGGAUACUACAAAACAUGAAAAAAUGAAGGAGAAAUAGAAGGUUCAAGAUGAAUAGGAAAGACUUCUUAAACUUAGAGAACAGAUUGAGUUACUGUCAUUCAAAGGCAUAAAGUCAUUUGCUCCAAUGCCACUCAUUAAACAAAGAUCGAAGUCUAGUUUGUGGAAGACUGUUCAAUCCAAAAAGUAAUAGAUGUUGCAAUAGAAGAUGAUAGAGGAAACCUAACAUCUUAUGAAAGAUUUCAAUGCUGAAUCAGCCUAAAGGAAUGAAGAAAAGCAACAAGAAUAGACUUCUCCUCUUGUCAACUAAUUGGAUCUAAAAAAAAUAGGUAGAAAUCCUCGACCAACUAAUUGA